AUGCGCAGCGGCAAGCGCGAAGGGUGGGAGAAGGCGAUGCAAGAGGAGAUCGCCACGCUCGAGGCCAACGACGUCUGGACUAUCACAAGGCGAACGGCAGGACAGCAUGCUCUGCACACCAAAUGGGUCUACAAGACCAAGACAGAUGCGCAGGGCGACCUCGAGCGGCUGAAGGCGCGACUGGUGGCGUGUGGCAACGAACAGGUGCUUGGCGUCGACUACACGCUCACCUUCGCUGCCGUGAUGGACCUAUCGACGGUCAGAGUGAUCUUGGCGCUUGCGGCUAUCGGGAAGGGGUUCCUGCCAAGCACGGCGACCUUUCAAACGCCUACGUAA
Messenger RNA from Peronospora matthiolae, 336 nucleotides. The record is from the annotation of a GenBank genome assembly. Lineage: Eukaryota; Oomycota; Peronosporomycetes; Peronosporales; Peronosporaceae.